GGACAAGAAAACCAAAACCAUGUCACUCAAAGAAUGACGAAAUGGAAGAAAGAACGUUUAAAAAUAAUUGACAACCACCGCCCACUUUCCUUUUUCCCUUCAUUUCUUUCCACUUACUUCAUUUAUUAUUAUGAUUUGGGAAUUGGGAUUCCUCAAGUCAACUAUCCUCAAACAGCCAAACCCAAAGAUGCCUCAUUUCUAUACUAUAUAUAAGUCCGUAAAACCCAUCACUACCAAUCAUCACCACCAUCACCAAAUGUAACAAAACGAUCACAGUUUUUAUCGACUUUUAAUCACAGAUCUUAGAAACUAGUGAUCCAGAAAUGGAUAGUGAAGACACCACAUCAGCACCAUCGACCCCAGCCACACCAGGGACACCAGGUGCACCACUCUUCAGUGGGUUCAGACCAGAUCAUAGGAACCACGGACCCAAUGCCUUGAAGAAAUCACUUCUCAAUAGCUUCAAAUGUUUCAGCGUUGAAACUCUGGCCAAAGAAGAAGGCACUCUACCUACUGUCACUUGUUACUUACCCCCUCCCCCUAUCUCACUAGCAAGAAAGGUUGGAGCCGAGUUCAUAGGAACCAUGAUACUGAUAUUUGCGGGAACGGCUACAGCCAUAGUGAACCAAAAGACACCAGGGUCCGAGACCCUGAUCGGGUUAGCCGGUUCAUCCGGGCUCGCUGUUAUGAUCGUUAUACUAUCGACAGGUCAUAUCUCAGGAGCCCACUUGAACCCAUCCAUCACCAUAGCUUUUGCUGCCCUCAAGCAUUUUCCAUGGAAGCAUGUGCCGGUGUACAUAGGGGCACAGAUGCUGGCGUCGAUAUGUGCAGCAUUUACACUGAAAGCGGUGUUUGAUCCAAUGAUGGGUGGGGGUGUGACUGUUCCUUCAGUUAAGUAUGGACAAGCGUAUGCUUUAGAGUUCAUAAUUGCGUUUAAUCUCAUGUUUGUGGUCACGGCUGUUGCUACCGACACUCGAGCUGUUGGCGAGCUGGCGGGAAUAGCUGUGGGAGCAACUGUCAUGCUUAAUAUUCUUAUAGCUGGGCCACUUACAGGAGCAUCAAUGAAUCCAGCAAGAACUUUAGGACCAGCAAUGGCUGCAAACAACUACAAAGGCAUCUGGAUCUACCUUACAGCUCCCUUCCUUGGCGCACUAGCUGGUGCAGGUAUUUACACAGCAGUGAAACUGCCUGAGGAAGAUGGUGAUGAUCAUCAUCAUGAUCCUAAUAAGCCUCAAGGACAUAGCUUUAGAAGAUAAUCCACAACAACACAUCACAUGUAAAACCACCACCACCACCAUGCCUACACUGAUAAGACCAGAUAAUCCAUUAUACCCCAACAGUGGGUCAACGGAGAUCUGAUUAUGGGUACAUAUUUAAUUAUUGAUCGUUGUAUCUUGAGUCUUCUUGACAAUGGCAUAAAUUAAUGAUAGAACUUAUUGCAUGUUUUGCUCACUUCCUGUUGAAUGAUGUAAAGGCUACUAUUGUUUCUGUUUGAGUGCCAUUUUAGAAGGCAAAAAGUUAAAUAUUUAACAGCCAUGAAAUGUGUAACUAUCGUUGAAAAAAGUAGAGGUCUACAAACAUAGUAAAUGGCCACUAAGAUGCCUAUAUUAUAAGGACACUACGAGACAUGCUAUAUUAAGUGUAUUAAAGGGCACCAUUGAAGAUGAAUGUAAAGAUGCUUACUAGCGAGUGCAAAAGAUACCUAGUCCCAUAGCAGCUAGAGGUGCCAAAUUGGCCAUUUUGAACCAUUCCACAUGAAUUACAUAUCAUUAAUAAAGCAUACUAAAUUGGCCUAUGAGCCUAUUAGACUUUCAAUUUCUUGCCUAUUGUUUAUGUCCUUUAUUUACCCAUCGUUAACUUCUAUUUAGGAAAAUGAAGUUCCACUAUGGUCCAAUUUUUGCUAUUAGGUUUCGGAAAUUGAUAGAAAUUUCGUAUCUUCGUCUUAGCGAAUCUGAAGUAGUCAGAAAAAUAAGAGGCCAUACGUCCACAAGCCAUUCUGGCACAUAUAAAGAGGGAGAUAGUGGAAGAAGAAUCUGAUCAAAUUGCUCCCAAUCUUGUAUCAACAACUCGUGACAUAACAAUAUUCGUGAUCAAACUGUAAAACAAUGCAACAUACCAGAUUUUUUGGGUUUUAUGCAAGCUAUGUGUAGUCUUGAUCGAGUGAUCUGAUUAAUUAAAUGUAAAAGUAGUUCAAUCGAGAAGAUGUCUUCGUAACUUGUUGAUCUUUGAUCUAAAGGAUGAAUUUUGAACAAAUUUGAC
Lactuca saligna is the source of this 2259-nucleotide messenger RNA. The record is from the annotation of a GenBank genome assembly. Lineage: Eukaryota; Viridiplantae; Streptophyta; Magnoliopsida; Asterales; Asteraceae.